Clonostachys rhizophaga is the source of this 1047-nucleotide messenger RNA. The record is from the annotation of a GenBank genome assembly. Lineage: Eukaryota; Fungi; Ascomycota; Sordariomycetes; Hypocreales; Bionectriaceae.
AUGGACGAGUCUCAGACAUGGCAUGCAGUCCAACCUGAGGGUCUGGCGCUUCUCAUCGUGGUAAUCACAAUAUUUUUCACUGUCCUCAACCUCGUCGUUCUUCUGCUCAGAGGCUACAUACGAACAAUCAACCAUUCGAACGGCAUCGAGGAUCACUUGAUGUACAUUGGGGGGAUCGUCAACUUGGGUCACAAUAUCGCGGUCGUGUACGGAUGCUAUACUGGUAUCGGCUCGUUUGAUUACAAGCUGAAUGCCCCCAUCGUGACGGAGGGUGCCAAGAUGGUUACUAUUUGGCAGCUCCUCUACCUCACCUGCUCACCCAUCAUCAAGAUCAGCAUUUGCGCUACGUUGAUCCGAGUUGCCUCACAGCGGCGCUAUACUUACCCACUCUAUGCUGUCUCUAUUCUGGCCAUAGCGAUGAGCGUCAUGGCAAUAAUCUGCGUCUUCAUCCAAUGCACGCCGUUCACAGCCUCCUGGACCGGCAAAGGUAAAUGCAUCCCAGUGGACGCCAUUAUGAUCCCCACGUACAUAUUUUCGGCCGUCAAUAUCGCAAUCGACUGGACUAUUGCAAUAAUACCAGCAUUCAUAUUGUGGAACCUUCGAAUUCGCAGAAACUUAAAGCUUCUGGCCUCUGGUAUUCUGGGAAUAUGGAUUCUGGCAUCUACCGCUACUAUUGUUCGCAUGAUGUACGUUCUAGGCUAUACGGACAAUAGCAACCAGCUGCGCAAAAUCGGCAAUAUUAUACUGUUCACCGUUGCUGAGAUAAGCUUGAGGAUUCUUGCCUGCUCACUUCCUUCACUUCGCGAAUUCAAAGGCCGCUCCAAAGACAAGAGCACCAGGCGCCGCGAUUCGUACGGAACCGAACUCCUCUCGAUUGGAGGGAUAAGGAGCAAGCCGCCCCCGAUCGUGCCUACCUAUGACUACGAGGUCACCACCACAAUUGGCCAAGGGGGUGAUGGGAACAGCGACACAGGUUUCGACAAGGACGAUGACAGCACGCGUCGAAUGAUUUAUGUCACGCGGGUCAUCCAGCAAACCUAUAGCUAA